AUGAAGCGUAGCCAAAAUAUUUUAAAUUUCGCGUUAUCAUUAAGUGGAAUUCCAACUGAUCAAGAGGUAGCUUCGACUUCGUCCAAGGCAAAUGAUCAUGCUACGCAGAAAGUUAUUCCACCACAAGAUAAUAGCUAUUUUAUCGAACGCGGUGAAGACUUACUUUCAUUCAAAAAUAGUAUGCGGGAAAAUGCGCUUGUAAAUUAUUACCCAGAUUCCUUCACCUCAUCUAGUAGAAAAGAACCAUUUUCUCCUGACUUUUCGGAAUAUAUCCCUUCCGACCAGGAUGUUUCAAAAAAUAGUUCUCAACAUUCUUCAGAAUAUAAUAUUCCUUUACAAGAGAUACCAACAGCUACAAACAUAUCUGAAAAUAUUACCACUCCCGAAGGGACAGCAAGAAAAGUGAAAAGGAAUGUUCCGAAAAAAACUAGUCCGGGUAGAAAUCGAGGUCAUAAUCGAAAAAACUGGAAACGCAACUUAAGUAAGCGAAAGAAAAAUUCGGGCGAAGAAUAUGUAAACAGAAGCGGAAUCUUAGUCCCAAAGAAAGUUAUGAGGAGUGGUUGUAAUAAUGCCUGUACUAGGAAGUGCAAAGAAAGAUUAAUGGAAACGACAAGACAUGCAAUUUUCAAAGAUUUUUGGGGUUUGGGCGACCACACAAGAGAAGCUGAUUUUGUUUGUAGAUUUGUAGAUAGAGUUCCACGAAAACAAAUAACAGCAUCAGUUACUGGACACUCACGGCGCCACUGGUCCUUUCAAUAUUAUUUAUAUGAAGAUGGCGAUAGAAAAAGGGUCUGCAAAAAAAUGUUUCUUGAUACUCUGUGUAUUAGUGAUAUGUGGCUACAAACUAUAUACAAAAAAAUGGACAAAGAAGGCACUGGGCUUAUAGCAGGAAACUUGAGGGGGCGACAUAAUAAUCGGAAAAAUUUGAUACCGAAUGAAGUUAAAGAAUCUGUUAGAGAUCAUAUUUCAUUAAUUCCUAUAGUGGAUUCACAUUAUGUAAGAAAAAGAACUUCCAAACUGUACUUUGAAGAAACUUUUACAUACCCUGCAUUGUACAGGCUUUACGUUGAUUGGAUGAAAGAAAAUCGUCCGUUGAAACAAGUGGCAAAUUCUAGGCAAUAUAAGGACAUUUUUUAUAACGAAUAUAAUAUUGAAUUCCAUAAGCCUAAGAAAGACCUUUGUAUUCUUUGUGAUAGAUAUAAGAGAGGAUCUGAAAAAGAAAAAGAUGACAUGAAGCUAGAGUACACCUUGCAUAUUGCGAAUAAAACAGUGGUAAGAGAGGUGAAAGAGACUUGUAAGUAUCAGUCGAAACAAUCUAACGUUAUAGUUACAGCCGCUUAUGACUUACAGAAAGUAUUGAAUACAUCUCAAUCAGAAGUUUCGCUCUUUUACUACAAGAGGAAAUUUGCCGUAUACAAUUUUACUAUAUAUGAUAUAGGAAAGGCCAAAGGAUAUUCAUAUGUCUGGAAUGAGACAAUAGGCAAGAAAGGAUCCUCAGAAAUUAGUAGCGCUGUGUUUCUUUUUAUUAAACAGAAAUAUGAAGAAGGGUUUCGUAUAUUUAGUUUUUUUUCUGAUUGCUGUAGCGGACAAAACCGCAAUCGAAUAAUAAUAGCUAUGUAUUCCCAUGCAUGUAAAAUAUUUGGCAUAACGAUUACACAUAACUAUUUUGAAGUAGGACAUUCACAAUCUGAAGGAGAUGCUAUGCACGCGUUAAUAGAGCGUCGGAAGAAAAAUCAGAUUAUUUUUGUACCAGAGCAAUGGAUCACUCUGAUCAGAUGUGCUAAAACUACGGGAACCCCUUAUGAUGUUACUGAAUUAGAUCAAAAUCUAAUUCUUGAUUAUAAAAGCCUUCUAAAGAAAAAACUAAACUGGGGCUGGAAUAGUACUGGAGAAAAGAUGUCUUGGACUAAAAUAAAACAUAUUAAAAUAGAAAACGAAAACCCUGACUUAAUAUACUUUCAAUAUGAUUAUCUCAGUGAUCAGUACUUAUCUAUCAACCUUGCUGUGAAACCUACUACACGCAUUACACGAACAAAAAGAGCACAAGAGUCAAUUCAGUGUGAACAGUCAAACGACGGAGAAAGUAUUCCUUUAUUGUAUAAUAAAGUGCUCCCAAUAUCAACAGCAAAGUAUAAGGACCUUGUAAGUUUGUGUAAAUGUAAAGCGAUACCAGAUAUUUAUCACAAUUUCUAUUUUAAUCUUCCACAUUCCACUCAACUAGCUGAAGACAACGGUAGUGAUGAUGAAAAUUAA
This is a messenger RNA of Parnassius apollo (apollo), 2253 nucleotides long. The record is from the annotation of a GenBank genome assembly. Lineage: Eukaryota; Metazoa; Arthropoda; Insecta; Lepidoptera; Papilionidae.